GCCCGCUGGGUCCCUCCAAGAUGGCGGCGCAGAGGAGGAGCCUGCUGCAAAGUUGUCCUUCCCAGGAACAGCAGCCAAGUUGGACAGAUGACCUGCCUCUCUGCCACCUCUCUGGGGUGGGCUCAGCCUCCAACCGAAGCUACUCUGCUGAUGGCAAGGGCACUGAAAGCCACCCGCCGGAGGACAGCUGGCUCAAGUUCAGGAGCGAGAGCAGCUGCUUUCUGUAUGGGGUCUUCAACGGCUAUGACGGCAACCGGGUGACCAGCUUCGUGGCCCAGCGGCUGUCCGCGGAGCUCCUGCUGGGCCAGCUCAGCGCUGAGCACACAGAGGCCGACGUGCAUCGUGUGCUGCUGCAGGCCUUCGACGUGGUGGAGAGGAGCUUCCUGGAGUCCAUCGAUGACGCCCUGGCUGAGAAGGCCAGCCUGCAGUCCCAGCUGCCAGAGGGUGUCGCCCAGCACCAGCUGCUUCCCCAGUAUCAGAAGAUCCUCGAAAGACUCAAGGUGUUGGAGAGGGAGAUUUCGGGAGGGGCCAUGGCUGUCGUGGCCGUACUUCUCAACAACAAGCUCUAUGUCGCCAACGUCGGUACGAACCGUGCACUUCUAUGCAAGUCCACGGUGGAUGGGCUACAGGUGACACAGCUGAACGUGGACCACACCACAGAGAACGAGGAUGAGCUCUUCCGCCUCUCACAGCUGGGUCUGGACGCAGGAAAGAUCAAGCAAGUGGGGAUCAUCUGUGGGCAGGAGAGCACCAGGCGCAUCGGGGAUUACAAGGUCAAAUACGGCUACACUGACAUCGACCUACUCAGCGCCGCCAAAUCCAAGCCGAUCAUCGCGGAACCUGAAAUCCACGGUGCACAGCCCCUGGACGGGGUGACCGGCUUCCUGGUGCUGAUGUCGGAGGGGCUGUACAAGGCCCUGGAGGCGGCCCACGGGCCUGGGCAGGCCAACCAGGAGAUCGCUGCCAUGAUUGACACUGAGUUCGCCAAGCAGACUUCCCUGGAUGCAGUGGCUCAGGCCGUGGUGGACCGGGUGAAGCGCAUCCACAGUGACACCUUUGCCAGUGGCGGGGAGCGUGCCAAGUUCUGCGCGAGGCACGAGGACAUGACGCUGCUGGUGAGGAACUUCGGCUACCCGCUGGGUGAGAUGAGCCAGCCCACGGCGUCCCCCGCCCCCGCCGCCGGUGGACGUGUGUACCCUGUGUCCGUGCCUUACUCGAGCACCCAGAGCACCAGCAAGACCAGCGUGACCCUCUCCCUCGUCAUGCCCUCACAGGGCCAGCUGGUCAACGGGGCCCACAGCGCUUCCGCCCUGGAUGAAGCCACUCCCACCCUCACCAACCAGAGCCCGACCCUGACCCUGCAGUCCACCAACACGCACACGCAGAGCAGCAGCUCCAGCUCGGACGGGGGGCUCUUCCGUUCCCGGCCCGCCCACUCGCUCCCACCUGGCGAGGAUGGCCGCGUUGAGCCCUACGUGGACUUUGCUGAGUUCUACCGCCUCUGGAGCGUGGACCACGGCGAGCAGAGCGUGAUGACGGCACCCUAGCCCCGACCAGGGAGUGCAGCCCGGGCAGGGUCUCGCUUGAGAACAAGGGGGCCCACCGCUGGGGCAGGGUGGGCUUUUUCCUGCCGGUGUCCUGUGCCAUGGGGGCCAGUGGGUACCUGGUCUGCAGACUGGACCCCUCCCUCAGGCAGCCUCCGCCAGGACGGUCCUCACAGAACAAAGGUGCGAGUACAGAAGCUGGGCCAGCCUGCGAGCCCGCCACGUGGAGCAGAACGUGAAGAGGUUCUCCUGGGACCCAGCAGCUUCCCGCCACCCCCUCCCCGUGCAGGAGCCUGUGGCCAGCACCAGCGCCUCUCACCGCUGGGCAGCGGUUCCCCGCUGUUCGUCCCCAGCUUCCAAAGUGAACCCCAGUUGACAUCUGCACCUUUGAAGCCUGCGUCUGACCACAGGGCUCCGCGCCUAGGCCAGCCCAGGUGUUUUCAGGGGUAAACGCUUGGGAAGACCAGGGAGGUGCUGGGGCCUGGGAUGGCUGCCAAGGGGCCAGGUCAGGGAGGAAGGAACUGGAGGUAACAAGAGGAUCACUGGUCCCGGAGCCCCCCAGAGCGAGCAAGCUGGGCUGGCGAGCUCCCCCGGAGAUGGUGGGGCAGGAGGGGCGAGGAUGUGUCAGGCCGGCUCAUGUCACGUGAAAGAGGGGACAGUGGAACAUGGUCCUGAAAAGGGACGGGUUCUUUGAGACCUGCUGCUCCGUAGUCAAGCUUGGGCUUGAGACAUGCACUGCUUUUACCGAUGCCUGGGGCAGGCUCCGGCCAUUAGGCCCCGAGUGAGACCGCACCAUGGUGCUCCCCUGCCUUCUGUGGGGAGGGGUUGCAUUCUGUUUCCGCAGGAGAAGCGAGCCCAGGAGACUCACAACGUGCCCAAGCCACACGGCCUGAGGCGGGGCAGGACUCAGGCCUUCUGCGAGUCCUGAGUGCCCUGGCUUCUGCCGGCCCCUCCCCAGGCCGCAGUCUCCUGCCCCACGGGGCCCCAGACACAGCUCGCCAGGGACUGGCCACAGAGGGCGGCCUCUAGGGUGUUUGGGCUCUGAAACGUCAAAGGCUGGUUCCAAGGCCCUGCUCGCGCUGUGGCCCCAGAAUAUGGUUCUGCGGGAAGUUUGGCAGGAGCGGAGGGGGUGCGUGACUCCCUCCGCCUCAAAGGAAGCCACCUCCCUUCUUCACGAGAACUGAUUUAAAAUCAGCCACAAAGGCUGGGAAACAGGGAAUUCUCUUCCAGGAAUGUCUCGGUGACGCUGUUUGGUCUCUAGAAAUAGAAUCACUUUUUUACCACGGCAAAGAAGUAAUAAAU
This is a messenger RNA of Pteronotus mesoamericanus, 2846 nucleotides long. RefSeq names its product TGF-beta activated kinase 1 (MAP3K7) binding protein 1 (gene TAB1). The transcript has 11 exons. Gene Ontology annotation, cellular component: cytosol. The record is from RefSeq and is a predicted model, not a curated record. Gene Ontology annotation, biological process: protein dephosphorylation. NCBI's taxonomy places the organism in Eukaryota, Metazoa, Chordata, Mammalia, Chiroptera, Mormoopidae. Gene Ontology annotation, molecular function: protein serine/threonine phosphatase activity. Bases 21 to 1547 code for a protein of 508 amino acids.